This is a messenger RNA of Sphenostylis stenocarpa, 708 nucleotides long. The record is from the annotation of a GenBank genome assembly. Lineage: Eukaryota; Viridiplantae; Streptophyta; Magnoliopsida; Fabales; Fabaceae.
AUGAGAAUGAAAGGUGAUGAUGCCCCCACGUUGCGCACACAUUUACAGUGUUUAACAGGUGCAACCAAAACCAAAAUCGUUGAUUUCUACGAAGGAGAACCAUCAACUGGUCGUGCGGUUGGUUUUCAACAGAUUUGCUUACGUGUGAGCAUGUUUGUAUUUGCUUACAUGGACCAUGUUUGGGCCUAUAUAAAGGGAGUGAGUAUGGGGAAGUCACAGCAGAGCAGAAGGGGAAAAAUGACUCCAUCAGAGUUGCAUGUGUCUUCCCAGAUUGUUAUUUCAGUCACGAACACCGUACGUAGGUCUGCAAACUACAAACCAAACAUUUGGAAAUACGAUUUUCUGCAGUCACUUGCCAGUAAAUAUCAAAAGGAAGGAUCUGUUAUGCUGUUAAACAAGCAUGUGAUGGAAGUGAAGAGUCUUUUUGUCGAAGAGACGAGUAUUUUGAAAAAAUUAGAGUUGGUUGAUUGGAUCCAAAAAUUAGGCCUUGCCAACCAUUUUCAAAACGAAAUCAAUGGCUUUCUCGAAUCGAUACUUGUCUAUGUCAAAAGUAGCAACAUUAAUCCUAGUUCAGAACAAAAUUUGCACGUACCUGCACUAUGCUUCAGGCUUCUAAGAAAUCACAGAUAUGCAGUUUUGCCUGGUAACAGUUCUCUCUCAGACUCACUAUGUUUGUCAUCAUUACUGCAGAAUCUGCAUGUGAAUUAA